ACGUCGCACAGUUGGACUCGGGAAGGAAGCUGGAAGUUGAUGCUGUUGGAGGUGGGGCAGAGUCUUCAGAGUUUCAUCAAUGUUCUGUGAUGUGAAGGCAACAUGACGGAUGCUAAGGAUCAUGAAACGGAGGUUCACCCCUUGAAGAAUGAGGAGGGGGUUCCACCCAACACCCCUUCAAAGAAAGGCAUCUUCUCGACCGGUUCAAAGUUGUCUCGCUGGCGCACAGCUGCCUUUUUCGUCUCUCUUUUCCUUGGUCUCAUUGUUGUGUUUGCCUUUUCCUUCAUCAUCCCAUGCCCUGUGCGGCCGGUCUCGCAGCGAACCUGGAAAAGGAGUUAUGAGGAUGCAUCAACUUUCAACAUUUUGGGUAUAUUGGAUGCAAAUAAUGACAAAGUCAAUGAUGUGAUUUUCGCUUUUAAAGCUUCUGACAACUUACUAAAUGUCUCUUGUUCUGAUGAAGGAUUUCUGUCUCCUUGUGUCUUCCUUACUGUGAUCUGUGGCAGAAAUGGCAGUGUUCUGUCCUUGAGGCCAGUUAGUCAGGACCAGAUCUGGGCACGUUGUGACGUUUCAAAACUUGGAGGGGUAGAAAAUCCUAGCUGCCUGCUCUACAAUUCACAAGACUUACUGGUUAUAGAUUCCAAGACUGAUUCCAUUCUGUGGCGGAAAAAUAAUUCGCAGAACUUCAAGACACCAGUUUUGACGGUGCCUGAUAUUGAUCAGGAUGGUGUGGAAGAUUUGGCAGUUAUUACUUCAACUGGAGAUUCGACAACAAUAUAUUUAUUUCUGGAAAAAAGCGGAAUUCAGAUUGGUUCACAGGUGGACCUUAAUCUGCAACAGACUUCAGGUCAUUUGAUUUACCUUGCCAGCAGGGAUUCUUAUUAUAUUCUAUUCAAAAAAGGUUCUGCCAUACAUGGAUAUGCCUUGAAAAAUAUUCUUGCUCUAGCAAUGAAGGGGCUCAAAAUAAGUGCAGGAUUACAGGAAGAUUCCAGCUGGAGGCUAUUAACUGUCAACUCUACUAACAGCGUGAUCAUUCACUACUCUGAUUUAAUUCAGCAUGUAUUUGAAGUUCCAAAUAAAGACAAAACUUCAAGGAACCUGCUGGUUAUCACAGAUCAUCAGCUGGAAAUUAUUAAUGGGAAGACACUAAAUCCGCUUUGGAAGAAAUUUAAUGCUUCUGCUAUGAUCAGAGAGACAGCUUUUGGAUAUUUCAAUAAUGAUGAGAUUGUCGAUGUAAUCGCUGAAGAAGAAUAUGGCAACAACACAAAAAAAGUAGCCAUUUAUGAUGGCGCUACAGGAUCCUCCUUGUGGGAGAUUGUGCUGAAGUUAAAUCUGAAAAGCCCCAAGCCCUCCACAGUAAAAGCUGCAGACCACAGAUCUGUCUUCCUAUUUUGGGGAAGAUUUCUUGAUGUUGAUUCAAGUUCACUGGAUGAGCAGCAGUUUUUAUAUUGGCUUCACCCAUCCCAUCCAAAAGUUCUUUGGAACUCAGAAACACGACUGAGGUGGUUGUGGUUUUCCAAGCUUUGUUGUUUGAGAAGAGCAGGCAUGCCGGCUAUAUUCUGCUCGGGAUCGACAAAUCCAAUGAAGACUGGUAACGUGACACUUUUCAAAGGGAGAUUUAAAGAAGAUAUCUCACACAGCCGGGUGAUUAACCUGGGAGAAGAGACUUUCACUGACCAGGAGAUCAGGGACAUAUUCCUCAGAAUGCGAUACAGCAGUGAAUAGUGCUGUUUUCUUGCCUCUCUGGAAUGCCUAUCCUUUAUUUUUUUUUUUAAUUUUUAUUUUCUGGCUGCUAACCAAGAGUGGACUAGCCAAUGGUUUUUUAUUGUUUGCUUGGUGUAUAUAAGCGAGAGAUGAAAAAUGUGUAAUUUGCACACGUCUACAGAGAUUCCAAAGACAAAUAGGGAGUCUGGAAAUCUCGUAUUUAAUUCAGGGCUUUUAAUUUUACUGAACAUAGAGCUAAUAUUGCAAAGAAAUGCACUUGUGCCUUAAAUUCAUUUAAAUCCAUUUUGCUACUCAGUCCGCAAAUUUGUUGAGCACUUUAAUAAGCAGUGAAACAGCACAAUUCAUUAUCGUUUCCUCUAGAAUGCCUAAUACAUCCUAAACAGUCAGGGGCUGACAAUAAUUGUCAAAACCUUUGUUGCUAUUACAUGAUAAAUGGAUAACAGCCAAGUAAUACGUAAUGAAGGGAUACACAGUUUUAAUGAGAUUUGCUGCAUUUUGAAUGCUAUUUUAAAAUUACAGUCCACUGUAAUGAUGGCAACACACACUGAACUAACAAGAGGAGCAUCUAAAGGUGCUAAUUUUAUGAAAUCCAGCAUGUACACCGUUCAGUUAAACUAUUUUUUUUGUUGGUUGCAAGGUGUUAACUUGUUCAUGGAGUGUGAAAUGCUUGUCAUGAUCUCUUAGAUUUGCUUUUCUUUAUUAAGAAAACAAGACAACAAACUGAAUAGCAUUUGCUUUAUAUUUCUGUCACAUAAAAAGGGAGACGUCUGUGACCCUCUCCUAGCAUUCAAGCACAUCCUUUAUUGUAAUUUUAUGGGUAGGGCACAUUUAAUGACAUUUCUGUUGAUUUUCAGUCAUAGCCCUCAUUCACAUAAUCUUAGUGAGUCUGAGACAGUCUGCAGCUUGCUCCCAUGAAGCCAGUCACCUAGUGUGACAUGCCAAGCAAACAGAUUUGAUUUUGUCUUUAGUCAUAGGGGUGCCCUCAGUGUGAAUGUGAGCUGACAACCAACAAAGGGGUUAUCCUGAUUUACAAUGUGUAUAAUGCAGCGACAAGGAGGAAGCGACAUGAGUGUUUAGGACCUCACAAACAGAAUAGAGGUCGACUGUCUGAUGUCCCGUGUUUUAUAUUCUGUGAUAGAAUGGAAAAAAGAAAAAGGCAAAGGCUGCAUCUGAACUCACUGCAGGUUUUAAAAUUUAUUAAGCACCAGCUCCGUCAGGCAGCACGUUAUUUGCUGUUACAAAAAGUUGUGAGCACAGCUGUGCUGUGCUAGAAUGUUGACACCAGUCGCUAAACGUGGCAUGUUCAUCGUAAUGUUACAUCGACUUUGAUACAAAUGUAUGGUUUCUUGAAAUUAGCCAACUAUGGACUAGUGCCCCCUAUGGGUUUCAGAUACAAGUAUGUUGUUGUCAUUUGUGUUUUAAAUCACUUGCCGUGGUACACUUUUUUUUUUUUUUUUUGUCAUAAUAGAUUCCUGGACCUUUGUUAACCAGGAUAAGGGGGAUCAUCAGUAGGGAAAAUAUAUUAAUAUAAGGUAAAAAUUUAAAAAUCGCUAAAAACACAAAUGGCCCUAUAUUGAUGUCAUACCCUACGUGUUACAUAACAAGUAUAUAUUGUAUGGGCCAUUUGAUUUUGCCAUUUUUGUUUAAUUUUUUUGUAAUUUACACCUUUUGUUGUAUUUUGUGACAAAGCAAAAUUUACACCAAGGUAUUGCUGAGCACUGCACAUAGUGUGUUCCUGUUGCUUUUAGUCUGUUUAUUUUUUUAUAUGAAAUGGUGACCCAUUAUUUAGAUUUCAGCAUUGAAAUGAAAAAAUUGUCAGCUCAUAAAUAAGACCGUAUUAUGGGCUCUGUUCCUUUUAUCUAAUUCAUUUGAGGAUGCUAUUUAUAGACUGAAAUGGGGAUGAGAAGCUUCAUUCCUUAAGGGCCUUAGCUGAUAAUUUGAAAUCCUCUCAUUACUAUUAGUACACACUGCUCGUGGCUUAUUUCAACGUGCUGCGCUUAUGACUGCUGGAUCCUCUCAUUAGGCAGCUGCCACCUCACAAUUCAAUCAACCAUGACCAGUAAUGAAUUGGUAGUUAAUAAUAAUUAACAUAAUCCAAUAUCUGUUGUUUUGGGAACACAGUGGUUUAUCAUGCUGACUCCCUGUCACAGAAACCAGAGCUUAGUGUCUGGAUACAUCAGUGUCACUGUGCUAUCUUCAUAUUCUCUCCUACUAUCGGAGAUGAUGAUGUUAGCUUAGUUACAGUGUGAGCGUGAAUGUGCCCAAUGGUGGAAUGGCAUUAAUCUCAAGUACAACCUCUGGCACUUUUCAGAGAUAUCCAGCAUUUCUUGUUGGACCCGGUUGCAUCACACUGCUAUUCCAGCAGACUUAAAUAAUCUUAUGAAGUCUGAGGUGGUCAUGGUGUGCUCUUGUGACUACCAGUCAUGUACUCUGACAUCCCCAGUGACUCAGUCCAAGAAAUCUGCUAUUCAACCCGACUGUGUGAGAUAUGAAAACCGAUGACUGUCACUGAAAUUACAAUGCAUAAAAUGUAGCUACAAGGAGUAAGGAAAGCAAGUGUUUUGAACUUUGCAAACAGAAAAUGGAGUUCUCCAUCUGAUGUCUCAUUUUAUGUACUUGACAACUGCAGUUGCUGAACUUGCCUGAGGAUGUCACAUUACAUGACUAGAAAAUGCAGGAGAUGGUAAACUACUCCACUCUGUAAUGACGUCCCGGCACGAUUUCACAUUUUGACAGUAUCGCUAGCUUACUCCUUUCUCUGAUAGGCCUAUAACGUGCUGCCUGUGCUGUACAGAGGCUUUUCAUCCAUGGCAAGUUCAGCUGCAAUCUCUGCCCUUUUUUAGUUUGUUUUUUUCUAUUCUGUCGUUGUAUGUAAAAACAUAACACCUCUUCUGUUUGCAAGGGCCAAAACGCAUGCUUUCCCUGUAGCUGCAUUUCUGGGUGUGCGCUCCUUGGUUGUCAGCUCUCACAUAAAUUUUAAGACCGUUGAUUUUAUCAGGGCAAAUUGCAGAGCAGUAUGACCGAGUUACUGGGGAUGUCAAACAACAUGACUGGUGAUCAUAGAAAUUCGCCGCACCUGGCUCAGAUUAGCUAACGAUACAUAAAUCAAGUCUGAGACUGAAAAUCGGUGGAAAAAUAUUGUAGUGAGUUUUUUUUAUAUUGCUACAUUACUUACUAUGCAGGCCUCCGACACUUUUUAAAAGAUGUCCAGCAUUUUGCCAUUCGCCACACUUGGUGUCUACAUGUCAGCAGCCCCUAAGGCAAUACAUCACAAAUGUUAAGUGGAUGUGUUUAGCAAUCCACGCAUAGAGGAAGUGAGGUGAGGGUUACAUUAAACAAUCACUUUUUAUAUCACAGAUGUUGUAAACCUUGAGUGGCCUUCAGUAAGCAGCAGGCCCACAUCAUGAACAAGUGGUCAGCUGUGUUGUCUCUUUUAUCCACUUAGGGCUAAACAAACUCAACAGAGACUCAAGAAUAUCCUGAUUACAGUCUUCUACAGGUCAUCCAUGCCUGUUUAUUUUGAGAUCUACGUAAUAUAAACACAAAAAGACAAAUUAUACAAAUAAAAUCUUUGUUGUAUAGCACUUUCAAUAAUGAAUUUCAUCCCAAAAUGCUUUCCCCAUUACGACUAUUUCCAGAUUUCUGCAAUGUACUAAAUGGCUGAUUAAGUUAACUCUAUCAUUGUAACAGAGUGAAUCAAAAAUGGGGAUUGAACGAAUAAAGUUUAUUUUAUAUAGCAAAGGCAAUCCAACAAA
Messenger RNA from Erpetoichthys calabaricus (reedfish), 5477 nucleotides. RefSeq names its product family with sequence similarity 234 member A (gene fam234a). The record is from RefSeq and is a predicted model, not a curated record. Lineage: Eukaryota; Metazoa; Chordata; Cladistia; Polypteriformes; Polypteridae.